Mustela erminea (ermine) is the source of this 4872-nucleotide messenger RNA. It is a transcript of the gene HCN1, whose product is annotated as hyperpolarization activated cyclic nucleotide gated potassium channel 1. Gene Ontology annotation, cellular component: membrane. Gene Ontology annotation, molecular function: voltage-gated potassium channel activity. The transcript has 8 exons. Bases 110 to 2779 code for a protein of 889 amino acids. Gene Ontology annotation, biological process: potassium ion transport; transmembrane transport. The record is from RefSeq and is a predicted model, not a curated record. NCBI's taxonomy places the organism in Eukaryota, Metazoa, Chordata, Mammalia, Carnivora, Mustelidae.
GGGCUCGCCGGCAGCCAGCUCGGGCCCCUGCCAGCUCAGCUUCGUGCCCCCGGCGCCGGGCGGCCGGAGAGUCUGGAGCCCGCGCCGUCGCCGGCCGCGUCCCCCGGGCAUGGAAGGAGGCGGCAAGCCCAACUCCUCGUCCAACAGCCGGGACGAUGGCAACAGCGUCUUCCCCGCCAAGGCGCCCGCGACGGGCGCCGGGUCGGCCGCGGCCGAGAAGCGCCUGGGCACCCCUCCGGGGGGCGGCGGGGCCGGCGCGAAGGAGCACGGCAACUCGGUGUGCUUCAAGGUGGACGGCGGCGGCGGCGGCGGCGAGGAGCCGGCCGGGGGCUUCGAGGACGCCGAGGGCCCCCGGCGGCAGUACGGCUUCAUGCAGAGGCAGUUCACCUCCAUGCUGCAGCCCGGGGUCAACAAAUUCUCCCUCCGCAUGUUUGGGAGCCAGAAGGCGGUGGAGAAGGAGCAGGAAAGGGUUAAAACUGCAGGCUUCUGGAUUAUCCACCCUUACAGCGAUUUCAGGUUUUAUUGGGAUUUAAUAAUGCUUAUAAUGAUGGUUGGAAACCUGGUCAUCAUACCAGUUGGAAUCACAUUCUUUACAGAACAAACAACAACACCAUGGAUUAUUUUCAAUGUGGCUUCAGAUACAGUUUUCCUUUUGGACCUGAUAAUGAAUUUUAGGACUGGUACUGUCAAUGAAGACAGUUCUGAAAUCAUCCUGGACCCUAAAGUGAUCAAGAUGAAUUAUUUAAAAAGCUGGUUUGUGGUUGACUUCAUCUCAUCAAUCCCAGUGGAUUAUAUCUUCCUCAUUGUAGAAAAAGGAAUGGAUUCAGAAGUUUACAAGACGGCAAGGGCACUUCGCAUUGUGAGGUUUACAAAAAUUCUCAGUCUCUUGCGUUUGUUACGACUUUCAAGAUUAAUUAGAUACAUACAUCAGUGGGAAGAGAUUUUCCACAUGACCUAUGACCUUGCCAGUGCAGUGGUGAGAAUUUUUAACCUCAUUGGCAUGAUGCUGCUGCUAUGCCACUGGGAUGGCUGUCUUCAGUUCUUGGUACCACUACUGCAGGAUUUCCCACCAGACUGCUGGGUGUCCCUGAACAAAAUGGUUAAUGACUCGUGGGGAAAGCAGUAUUCAUAUGCACUCUUCAAAGCCAUGAGUCACAUGCUGUGCAUCGGGUAUGGAGCCCAGGCCCCAGUCAGCAUGUCGGAUCUCUGGAUUACCAUGCUGAGCAUGAUCGUUGGGGCCACCUGCUACGCCAUGUUCGUCGGCCAUGCCACAGCUUUAAUCCAGUCUUUGGAUUCCUCCAGGCGGCAGUAUCAGGAGAAGUAUAAGCAAGUGGAACAAUAUAUGUCCUUCCAUAAGCUGCCGGCUGAUAUGCGUCAGAAGAUACACGACUACUACGAACACAGAUACCAAGGCAAAAUCUUUGACGAGGAGAACAUUCUCAGUGAACUCAACGAUCCUCUGAGAGAGGAGAUCGUCAACUUCAACUGUCGGAAACUAGUGGCUACCAUGCCGCUGUUUGCUAAUGCAGAUCCCAAUUUCGUGACUGCCAUGCUGAGCAAGUUGAGAUUUGAGGUGUUUCAACCUGGAGAUUAUAUCAUACGAGAAGGAGCUGUGGGUAAAAAAAUGUAUUUCAUUCAACAUGGAGUUGCUGGUGUCAUCACAAAAUCCAGUAAAGAAAUGAAGCUGACAGAUGGCUCUUACUUUGGAGAGAUUUGCUUGCUGACCAAGGGCCGCCGCACUGCCAGUGUUCGAGCUGAUACAUACUGUCGUCUUUAUUCACUUUCUGUGGACAACUUCAACGAGGUCCUGGAAGAAUAUCCAAUGAUGAGGCGAGCCUUCGAGACGGUUGCCAUUGACCGACUAGAUCGGAUAGGAAAGAAAAAUUCCAUUCUUCUGCAGAAGUUCCAGAAGGAUCUGAACACUGGCGUUUUCAACAAUCAGGAGAACGAGAUCCUGAAGCAGAUAGUGAAGCACGACCGGGAGAUGGUGCAGGCGAUCGCCCCGAUCAAUUACCCCCAGAUGACGGCCCUGAAUUCCACCUCUUCCACCAUGACUCCGACCUCCCGCAUGAGGACACAGUCUCCGCCGGUGUACACAGCGACCAGUCUGUCCCACAGCAACCUGCACUCCCCCAGCCCCAGCACGCAGACCCCCCAGCCGUCCGCCAUCCUCUCGCCCUGCUCCUACACCACCGCGGUCUGCAGCCCUCCCGUACAGAGCCCGCUGGCCACUCGAACUUUCCACUAUGCCUCCCCCACUGCGUCCCAGCUGUCCCUCACGCAGCAGCAGCAGCAGCAGCAGCAGCAGCAGCAGCAGCAGCUCCAGCAGCCCCCGCCCCCGCAGCCCCCGCAGCCGCCCCCGCAGCCGCAGACACCGGGCAGCUCCACGCCGAAAAACGAAGUGCACAGGAGCACGCAGGCGCUGCACAACACCAGCCUGACCCGGGAAGUCAGGCCCCUGUCGGCCUCGCAGCCCUCGCUGCCCCAUGAGGUUUCCACUCUCCUUUCCAGACCUCAUCCCACUGUGGGCGAGUCCCUGGCCUCCAUCCCUCAGCCCGUGACCGCCGUUCACGGCCCGGGCCUGCAGGCGGGGGGGGGCAGGGGCACCGUCCCCCCGCGGGUCACCCUGUUCCGACAGAUGUCCUCGGGAGCCAUUCCCCCUAACCGAGGAGCCCCUCCCGCACCCCCUCCACCAGCAGCUGCUCUUCCGAGAGAGUCUUCCUCAGUCUUAACUACAGACCCAGAGGCAGAAAAGCCACGAUUUGCUUCAAAUUUAUGAUCCCUGCUGAUUGUCAAAGCAGAAAGAAAUACUCUAAUAAACUGAGAAUCUCCUCAGAUCUUAUUUUAUUCUAUCUCCUGAUAGAUUCCUAUAGCCUACUAUGAAGAGAUAUUUUAGACAGCUCUGGCCUACAUGCAAAAUGUACAAUAUAUAAAUAUAUAUCUACUAUUAAAUAAUCUAUCUAAAUUCCCAAGAGAAGUUCAAAAGACCUGUUUAGCAUUCAGUGUUAUAUGUCCUCCUUUCUUUAAAUCAUUAAAGGAUUUAAAAUGUUGUUGUAAGAUCAUUUAUUUUUAACCUACUUUUACUGAAUUCCUUUGAUAUAUGUAUUUCUCUACUUUAUGAAGAGUUCUUGGAUUCAGUGGAAACAAAACUCUGAUUUUAAAAGGCAACUCAAGUGAGCUACUGAAUAGCACCAACCAAAACUUCUUUCAUGAGCUGUGUCUCUGCAUCUAAAUUGUUAAUCAUUAAUUAUGGAGAAUUAAAUAGCAAGUCCCAUUUUAUAGAUCCAAAUUGUAUUUUGGUGCUUUCAAUUUUGAAUUAGGUUACAGAACACACGGUGUGCUUGGCCACGGUUGGAGACUAACAUUGCCACCAUUAGGAAUAUCUCUAACCUCAAACAUGUUCAUUGACCUUUCAGAAAGCUGAGGGGAUAUUUGUCUUCAUGUGUUAUUGGACUUUUACCAAGACUCAAUGUUAGUUGUAAAUAACUUUUUCAACCCAAAUAAAAAUAGCUAUUCUGUGCUGUAUGAAGGUAAAAGUCAUCACUUAAGAAUUUAGUUUUAUUGCUUCACUUCAAAACUUAGAGUUUGAAAUUUUACAAAACCUAAUUGUGACAGUUAUUCAACUGUAAUGCAAUGGCUUGAAACCUACAAUAUUAUUUUAACCUGCAAUGUUUUAUGCAAAACUGUAUGCUCAAUUCUACAGAUUGCUUGUAUUACACCAAAAAUCAUUACUUUUCUUCCUUCUUGCCAUAACCAAGCAUCUGAAAAUAGUCCCUGCAUGCUUUUUGGGGGAAAAAAAAUAGGUUCAGAUCAGUCACUGUAGGGAGAGGCUUACAGUAUUUCUCAUUUCUAGAAAAGUAUAACCAUUCAUUAAUUGCCUAUCUUAAAACUCCUGUAAGGCUGACUUGGAUCUCUGACUUAAGUCUAGAAGUGAGGUUUUCACUUUCAUUUAAUAUUAUUACUAUUAUUACUAUUAUUUAAGUAAUGAUUUGUAAACCACAGCUUGAUUGGUGUUGCCAGUGUGUUCUGUGUCUUCACUGUUGGUAGUUGGUAGUUUACCCUGGUGUUCAUUUAAAAUAACUAAGUACAUGAUAGCAUCAUGUCUGGGAACACACGCUUUGUUCUAUGUGUAUUGUAAUAAAAUGGUUAGUAAAUCUUAAGGCAUGUGAUGACUAACAUAGCCCUUAGAUAGGAGAUCCGUUACUCAGAAUGUGCUCGAAAUUGUAUGGACAUGAUGACAGAAAGCAGGGGGCGAACUGAAUGUGAGCAUCGUUUGUUUGUCUGUUUCCUUAACUCUCCAUGAUCUGUGAACAUCCGCUUCUUCUCAGAGAAGUCCCUUAGUAAUCAUUUGUGCCUAAUGCAUCCCACAAAUGUGGUGGAUGACUGGAACACAAUUGGAAGAUUCCUAAUAACCAACUUCUGUAAAUAACCCAAGUUAAAGAGAAUGACCUAAAAUGGAGGUCUUCAGUAUCUUUGACACUGGCGAUGCAUUUAAGAAGAACUUAACAAAGAUCACACAUUAAACGGGGCAGGGCCUCCAGACAGACUUGAGGACAGAAAACAAAACAAAAAGCAAAAACUCUAAAAUGGAUCCAUGCUGCCUGUUAUGCCUUUUAUGGAUAUAAUACCUAUACUACCAAAAUGAGUUGUUAUGUUUCCUUUCUAACAGACCCCAGCUUGUGUGGAAGUAAUCAACUAUGCUAGUCAAUGUAAUGUUGUCAUUAACAUGCUGGUGAUAUCUGAUGGCAUGUCAAGAAUGGUGUAAGAAGGGGAUUGUUCAGUCUACCCAGAGCCUAUGGGAAAGCUGCAAGACCAUUUACAUAUCAGUACAAAACUCCUUUAUUUUAUUAAAAUAUUGAGAAUUAACUUCAA